GUUGUCAGAUAAAUUGAAAAGAAACUUUACCUUAUUUUAUUUCAUUUCUUCUGCUCUCAUUAUAUUAGCAGCCCAAAAAAAACAUCAGAUUCCCAAUCAUCCCCUCCACUGUUUGGGAAACAACCAUAAUUGCACCCAACAAGACCUUUCACCAUAGAAACCUGAGCUCCUAAGUUACCCACUUCUUUGAUCUUCCAAUUAUAUAAGUCCAUCAAUCUCCAUCAACUUUCCCUCACCUUGCAUGAUGGGCACUAACUCUUCUGUGAGUGGCUUCUACAACUUCCUCAACCAAGGACUCAAUGAACUCCACCAAUCCUUCCUCUCCCACACCUUCAUGUCAUUCCAAUUCCUCUCUCAGGUCAUCUCUUCUCUCCAAUCCUUCCAUUCCCAACUAACCAUUUUGGUCCGCAAGCUCAGGUUGCCUGUUGGAGGCAAAUGGUUGGAUGAAUACAUGGACGAAAGCUCAAGGCUUUGGGAUGCUUGCCAUGUACUCAAAUCAGCCAUUUCUGGAAUGGAGAAUUAUUACUCAGCUGCCUCCAACAUAGCUUCUUCUUUGGAUGGUUACCAUCACUUUACUCCAGAAAUUUCACGUCAGGUUAUUAGGGCAAUAAAUGUCUGUCAAAGGGAUAUUCUAGGAUUGGAAGAGGAGAACAAGAGCUUAUUGGAAACAAGGAUUGAACCGUUGUCCCAAUGUUUGAUUCAGAACAUUUCAAUGGAAUCAAAGUUAAAUGGAUUCAGUGGAUUCAGAGGUGUUCUCUAUGCAAUGAGGAGUGUCAGUUCAUUGCUUUUGAUGAUUCUGCUAUGCGGGCUUGCAUAUUGUUGGUCUUCCUCAUGCUUUCACCAAGGUUACGAGGGGCACGUGGUGUUUGGAUCUGGCUUCAUGGUUUCAAUGGCAAUAUUACAGCAGAAAGUGGCAGAGGAGAUAGACCAGAUUGAAGGGCAGCCAGGGAUUCUGCUGUUUGAGUUCCAACAAGCAAAGAGUGCCAUGGAGGAACUCAAAGUGGAGUUGGAGAGAAUAGCAGCUUAUGCUGAGAUCCAAGAAAAAGUUGACAACGUUAAGAGUUGCUUUGGUUUGUUGAGAUGUGGGGUCGAGACUAUAACGGGGCAACUUGAUGAUUUCUUCGAUGAAAUAGUAGAAGGAAGGAAGAAGCUUUUGGACAUGUGCAGUCAUAGGUAGAAACUAGAAACCAAGCAAUUUGGAUAUACAAAACCAAAGCAAGAGGGAGGAAAAUGUUAGAAAAUGAAGCAAUGUUGUCAUCCCCUUCUUAUGCAUUAACCUUUGCUCUUUCUUUGUUUUAUUUUUCAAAAUUCCUUAUUAAUAGUCAAUUGAUUGAUCAUUGAUAAGUGCAAGCUAGGCUAUUUUGUUAAGCCUUGAAGAAGUUUCUGAUAAAACAACCCAAGGAAGAAAAUUUUUCUAGCGAGGAAAAAAAAAAAAUGUGAUUCUUGCGUUGAAGAAAAGCAACAUUACUAUUAUUCUUCCAUAAGAAACCGGAAUAUUAAGAAGCUGGUGACUUCAAGAGAAAGAAACCAAGGGGCAGUAUUCUCUCAGUGACAAAAAUAUUUACAAAAUAGUAUUUUGAUAAAGUGCUGCUUUCCCUUUAUUUUUUUGGUUUUUUGGGGGUUUAAAUGAUGCUCUCUUUUUUUCUUUAUCUUGCUGGAUCAGAAAUCCCAUGGCAUAUCUCAGUUGUUCAUUUAAAAUAUAUCUGUGGAGUCAAUGAGAAUCUUUUUGUGAAGCAACUAGACUAGACAUCAGUUCUAUUCUAUUCUAUUCUGUUCUGUUCACUCUAUCACAAUUUUGUAUUCUAAUGGUUGUGCAAAGUUAUCUUGAAUAAAGCUUUUGGAUCUU
Cajanus cajan (pigeon pea) is the source of this 1846-nucleotide messenger RNA. RefSeq lists its product as uncharacterized. The record is from RefSeq and is a predicted model, not a curated record. Lineage: Eukaryota; Viridiplantae; Streptophyta; Magnoliopsida; Fabales; Fabaceae.